AAAGCGGCUCGCGCGCGGAGUAGUUUGGAUCAUUUUAAUCAGGAUGGAGUCACCUCAAGUUGCGGACAGUGAUGGUUCUCUAGACAAAGUGGACGAUAGUCAUAGCGAAUCUCCUCAUAAAGAACAAGGUAUCUCAGUCUCUGAAGAAGAGGUUAAACAGCUCGAACCCAUAAAUGGACAUGAAGUUGAUACUGGUGAGAAAAGACAACGUAAGAAGGUUCAGAGAUUAUCUGAAACAUGGAAUCGAGCCCAUGAGGCCAAGGAAGAGGAACGGAUCAAAGCAGUCCAAGCAGUCUCAGCAGCAUUUGAGGGGGCUACAGGGACGGCACUCGGUGAGAUCCCACUCAUUGAAGCUUCCAUACGAAAAGCAAAACCUGCUAGCCUCAAAUCACUGCAUUUAAUAAUAUAUGGUAGACCUGGCUCUGCAAGCAAAAUACGUAGCAAUCUACGCAAAUUUCGAGGUUUCGGUUUCGAAAUGGGUUCUGAACCGUACGAAAAAAAAUCAACAUAUAUUCAACAACGCCCUGCUUGUGAUCUACGCGAAGUUCUCCGCAUCUUAAACCUAGAAGUUACAGGUACUCGAGAACAGUUGGCCUCUCGCUUACUGGAAUUCCUACUCAAACCAACCGCUAAUUCUGUGAAAUGUAAAGGAAAGAUCGUUAAAAAAUAUAAACAAAAAAAUAAAUCUAAAGAUAUUACCUCUAAAAAAUCGAGAUCAAAACCAUCGAAAAAGAACACUGUCUCAAAUGAACCUAGCAUAGAUAAUUCAAGUCAGCAGGAUAUUGAUGAACCUGAUGAUAUGUCGUCUGAAUCUGAGAACUCAGAAAGUGAUAUAUCAGAUGCAGCUGAAUCAAUCGAAAAAAAGCAGCCACCAAAGAAACGUGCUUUAAGUCAACGACAAAAACAAAAACCUGUUAAACCUAGUAUUAAACGAGCUAAAAAACAUGAACUUAGUGAUACAGAAGAUGAAAAUGAUCAUAAACAUAUUCCGACUAAAAUGAAAAAAGAACUUGAUUCUGAUGAAGAAAAUGUUCCUCUGUCUAAUUUAACAUCCACAAAAGUAACUACUCCUCCAACUGAUUCUGAAUUAAAGAAAAAUAUAAUUGAUCUACUUAAAACAGUUAAUUUAGAAGAGACAUCUCUUAAAGUUGUUCGAGAAAAGGUAAUCAAAGUAUAAUGCGUUAUUAAAACGGGUCUUUUCUCCUUAUAUAACAUCUAUUGAUAUUUUGUUGUAUCACGAUAUGCUUUCUCAUUGGACGCUUACUUUUUUUGUUAGCUAGUAGCUUACAGUUUCAAACUUUAUUUUUGGUAAAUCGGUCAUAAGCAAUGUAGAACAUAGGAUAUACGUGUACGUAUCGGUUCAAGUUGCCACGCUACAUCUGGACCAUGAGAUAAAAUUACUGGGACACAUUUCAGAGUACUAGAAGUAACAGUGGAACCAGUGGCGGUAGGAAAACUGAGACAUAAGCAAUAUGAUUCAGGUUGAAUGGAUGAAUUUGGGGAGUUAUAAGUUUGAAAUAACUUUCGAAUUCAAAAUCUAAAAGAAAAUCAAAGGUGAAUGCAUUUGCAUAGUUGCUAUCAAUUCUAAACCAUACCAUCCAAAGACUCCAGCAAUUGAUCACAAUGUUCACGAGGAAACCAAUCAUCAGUAAUUCUGUAGACUAUUACCACAUCUUGGUUUGGUCGUUCUCAUAGUUUAUUUUUCACAAAUCCAUGGUUUAAGUUACUAAAUACUAAUUUGUUUAGUUUUGGGCAUCUUAUCCCUAACUUUCUGACUGUUUUAUCAAGGUCUCCCACGAAUAACUGGAUCAAAUAUACAAUAUACCAUUUUAUGUCAUCAAGAUCCUGAGCGUUAACGAGGUCAUCAAAAUGAAUAUGUUGUCAAACAAUGUAAACUUAAAAACAGACUGAUAGAUCUCAACUAUUUUAUGGCCAAUAUCCACUAGUCUAUCAACAUUCGUUUACCUUCUCCGGAGCACUAUUCAAGUAGCUAUUACUUAGGUAGAAAUAGUAGUUUUUUCUGCUUCUACAAAAAACAAUGAUAUUUUACAAUAUGUUUUUUGACGUUUUGAAUAUGGCGUUAAUUGCAGAAAAACAGUAAAAGACAAUGUAAACAAAGUGAGUGGAUUAAAGGUCACUAUUGUAAGUACUUAUUCUAGGCCUAUGGGGUAAUUUUGGAAUAAAGUAGUAAGAAUUCAAACUGGAUAAAUUUGAAACAAUGUUUUUGACUUAAUAACAGUUGUAAAAAAUUUUCGACGGUCAACCUAACACUUUCAGUAUCAAGGUUCAAUUAUACGAAAAAUGGUUGGUGUAUGAAACUAGUUUAUGUAGUAUAAUUUGACUUAGAAGUGAUAUGAACUGUACAAGGUGGUUGUUUGCAUUUCUCGGAUGUUUUUCGUCUUUAAGUAUGAUUGUUUUUUAAUGCUUAGAUCAAGUGUUUAGCGAACUUGAUUCGAAUAACCUCAUUCAUCAUAAAAUAAAACGGCCUUUUUUUGUAACAAAGGAGUUAUGGUUUAUUGUCGAUCCUCUUGAUAAUGAAAUUUUACUAAUGGUUAUUAUAAAUGUUAGUAUAGAGCGUUGAUUAUUGUGUUCGUGUCCCGGGAUCUAUAACACACCGGUAAACGUUUAUUGAAAUGAAUUUUUAAUAGAAUGUUAUUUGUAUAUAUGUGUUAAUGUAUCAUUAUACUAGUGUAAAUAGUUAUUGCAUGUACAUUUCAAUAAAUAACGAAAGAUACAGUCAUGAAAACAUAUUAGGGUGCAUAACAUUCAUUGAAAAUACUUCUAACAUGUUCUCAAUCCAUUAACCAUCACCAACUGGUUGAAAAUAAGUCAAUCACUAUACUCUUAAACCUGAUCCGAGCGUCAGAUUGUCUGAACUUUAUCCUAUUAACACUUCUCUUUUUUGAAUUUCGUUUCCAGUGCUAUCACAAUGUUUAAAAACUCGAACCAACGCAUUCUGUGCGAUGUUCUAUGCUAUUGUGUUUUAUUGUACAUAAGUUUAUGCAUGCUCCAUGUCAUGAUUAUUUCAGUUUUGUUAUAUGAAUUUAGUAAUGUAAUUGAUAUUUUGAGUCUUAAUUUUUGUUUCUUCCUGAAUCUAUCUCAUCAAAUCAAUCAUAUGCUUGUUUAUUAUUUCAUACAUUUUAGAUUUUUGCUAAUUAUCCUAAUAUUGACUUAUCUGAUCGCAAGGAUUUCAUUAAUUCCACUGUUAAAGAGGUAAGUUAAUACAAAUAACAUCCUAAUGGGUUUCACACUAAAUUAUUGUUAUUCUAUUAUUUUUUAAAUAACGACAUAACAUAUUCAAAACGUCACCUGUAGUAAUUGUUCAUCUAUCCAUUCUAUCUCAUUCCUGUAUAUGGAUACAUUCUGUUGUAAAGUGUGUGUUCAUAGGAUCAAUUUUUUUUCUAUAGAUAACAUUAAAAUGACACAAUAGAUCGUUUUGGGUGAUGGCUGCACACACGAAUAUAAUUUACAUUAGGUUAUUUAGGACAGUAAUAUCGAUGAUAUUUAUCAGUUCACUUUGUACUAUCAUGCCAACUUUCAUCUUGUAAAUAACUCUAUAAAGCGUAUCAUCUGAAGUAUUUGGUACGUCAGAUUACGUAGUAAUUUUUAAUGACUGGGACUAUCUGGUUUAAGACCCUGGACCUACAUUUUAUAUUUCAUGGGAUAUGCCAAAAAACUUGCUCACCAAACUACAUUGAGAAAGCUGAUAUUCUUUGUACAUUCCAACCUACCUUGAGGCUACGGAUGUUACUACAAUUAUUCAAACUUUUUUCUCUUUUAUUUAGGUCAUCUUUAACAUUACUACAUUUUAUAGUCAUUAACAUUAAUGAUUCAUCUGUAAUAUCUUAUGGUAUUGAUACGUUAUCACCAUAGCGUACUAAAGAUUUUGCCGGAUUCAAUAUUCUGUUUAGUUUCAUCUUUGGUGCUUCCACAGAGUUCAGUAUAGUUUCUACGCUAAAUUUCUCAUAUUAUAACCGUCAGAAAUAGUAAUCGUAUGACGUAGCAGAGUGGGUACUGUCAUCAAAGGAUUAACAAAAAUUUCUGAGCCCAAUGUAUGAAAUAAAAAUUCUCAUACCAGAUAAGUAUAUAACCGUAAAGAAAACGUAUAAGGUAUAUUGACCAUUGUCAUUUGAUAUUUAUUGUAAAAUGGUUAACUAAACUUAAAUAAGUAAAGCUAGAUUUACACUCGCUACCUAUUAAUUGAUAGUUGGAUUUUCAGACCGUGGAAUGAAUGCUAUGGGAAAUUCUCAUGUUUAAAGAAUCAAAUAACCUCAGAAUGCUCUUACAGGGUUGUGCUUAUUUACCUACUGCUAGCAAAGUUAUUCUCUUAGUACUUUUGCAUUUGAGACGUUCUUAUAAAGAAUGAGGAAGAGUAUAGAUAUCUGAUACUUAAGAUACUAUAAUGUGAACGAUAGGAGCAUAUGGUCUCCGGUACGACAAAAGAGCUUGUUAUAACAAAGUGCUAUAUAAUUGUAUAUCCUGACUCUCUUCAUUGCCUCAUAUAUUGAACCCUUGGAUUAAAGAGGUCAGGGGGGUUUAUUGAAUAAUUUGCUAGUUUACUUUAAUUUUCUUUUUUGCGUUACACUGCUAACUAAAUCUAUGCCACGCUAUCUUUUCAUUUUCAAGAAAGGUUGGGUGUAAAUAAUAUUGUAACCUUGUUGGGGAUGUUAGAUCCUCAGAACUCACUUGGUAAAUGUCUAAUUUUCCGAUUCUAUUUUAAAAUUUUGAAUUUCUUGUUUUCGCGCCAAAGGCGCCCAUUUUCACCUUCAUGUUGUAUUUCCCACUUGGGAGGACCCUAAAUGUUAUUGGUUCGUUGUCUCUUUUAAUAUGCUAUUUUGUGACGUUUCUCAAGGACAUUUUUAUGUUGUAUAUAUGCGAUUGAGUUGUGCAUAUUGUUGUUGUUUGUGCUUCUGAACCUGGACUUCUCCCUUUAGUUAACAUCGGAAUAGCUUAUUGGUCACUGAGUCUUCGUUCCGUUCACAGAUUGGGUGAACUCGUAAUCUCUUCAAACCUAGCAAGCCUACAGAAUAAAUGAUUUGUGUAUAGGAAUAAAAUAUAAACAUACACUUCUUUUUAUUUUGAUCUUGUCAUGUUCGUGGUAUUAAAUCCCAGUAUUGAUGUUAACACUUAGACUCGAACUGAGUGUUUAAUAUCAUCAGUAGAAUGUAAUUGUGUCCGGUUGACGAGUCCCAAAUAGAACGAAGCACGUAUCUCGUUCCCCAGUGUGAACCGUGAAUCACCUUUUCUAAAAACAUGAUAAAAUGCACAUAUAUCUAUAUCCCGCUCAGGAUACACACAUAUCAAACAACUAAGAUUGAUCAAAGUUCAAUCUCUAGCAUCAACAACUGUAUAGUUCAAACACUUUAUAAUAAUGAUAAUAAAAUUAUAGUCUAACAUGAAUAUUCUGUUAGGACUCAUAGGUUACAUUAGAGUAAUUUAAUAUAAGUAAUUCACAUUUAGGGAUCAGACGAUAUUAUUUUAAAGAAAUGAAUUGAUAAAACUGUAAAGUUUCUAUUAUUCUACAGUAUAUUAUCUACCAAUUUUUAUCUAUUUUUUCUUCCUAGUUCUUGGCUCAUUCUUGAUUUGAUUUAUUAUUGGUCGUAGAAGAUGUGAAUUGUGAAUGUACGCCAAUUUUUUGUUAAAUAUUAUUGGAUCACAUAUAUACACAACGACGAUCAUGGUGUUCAUUCACACACAUCAUUUAUUGUCUAAUAUUAAUACCGGCAGCUGUAUUUUCUAACCGUUGAUCUACACACACACACAUUUUGUUUUACCCUUUUGUUCCUAAAUUUUAUAGCCUCCCAUAAGAUACCGUACUGGUGUUAGCACCAUUCUUCCGUACCCAUUUGGAUAUAUAUAUAUAUAUAUCUGCUAACUUGUAAAUUUUGUUUUUCCCUUUCACAUUAAAAUAAAAUAGACAAACAAUGCAUUUCUCUACGCUUUUUUAUUUGUAUGUUUUAUUCAUUCUCAUAUAAGUAACACCACUCGUUGUCGCACUAUCCAUUCUUCUUUAUUUGCGGAAAAUCAUUACCAUUACUAUUGUUAUCGUUAUUCUUCAUAUUAUUAUUACUAUUAUCAUCAUCAUCAUUAUCAUCUUCUUUAUAUUAUUUUAAGUGUAUGUGUAUAUGUUUAUGUAUGAGUGUACCAGCCUAUAAUGUGAAGAUUUUCUCAAUUCAUUAAUCAAGAAAAAAUAAACAACAACAAUUCCACUACAAUGUCGUACUUUACUUUAAAAUAAGAACUCACUACCAUUAUUAUUACUACUACUAAUUAUGAUAUUAUUGUUUUUAAUAAACUGAUAUUAUAUAUGUACAGAUUUCUUUUCCCAAUAUGAUUGUUUUGUUUCG
Schistosoma curassoni is the source of this 6347-nucleotide messenger RNA. The record is from the annotation of a GenBank genome assembly. NCBI's taxonomy places the organism in Eukaryota, Metazoa, Platyhelminthes, Trematoda, Strigeidida, Schistosomatidae.